Molecule: messenger RNA, 1195 nt
Organism: Parastagonospora nodorum SN15
Lineage: Eukaryota; Fungi; Ascomycota; Dothideomycetes; Pleosporales; Phaeosphaeriaceae
Exons: 2
Coding region: 75-1166 (363 amino acids)
Source: RefSeq, a predicted model, not a curated record
AUGACUCAACAGAGUCUCUGCUUCCGCUUCUUCUAUCUAACACCUGCAGUUGGUGUUUGGUUCUCACCGCAGCAAUGGCAGCUACUACCAUUUCCCCACCCACGAACCAUCAAAUGCAGAGCCCACUGUUUGGAUUAUUGCCGGGAGAGAUCAGAAAUGAGAUCUUCGCGCUCGCUCUCAUGCCAUACGAAGAUGAGGCAGCGACAUAUCCGAAGGACUCUUACUGGUACCGACCGGGCUUCUCGGCGCCAAGGAAGAGUAACAGUGUGCUCCUGCGAACCUGCAAAGCGGCGUAUACAGAGGGUCAGAAGGUCUUUUUGAGGGAUCUGGAAUGGGCUUUCUGGUUUGAUCGUGGUCCAGACGGCCGCUCAGGCAACAGGGAAUGCGCGCGCUUCUUCAGGGAACUUACCCCGCAGGCUGUCGAAGCAUUACAGAAAGUUCGAUUCUUCACGCAGAUGUACUGGCUCGAGGGCGGUAGUAAUCUGCUUAGUCUUUUCCGCAACCCGCAAUUCCGCCCAACACAGCUCACUAUCACGAUCCGUUAUUCAGACUGGUGGUGGUGGGAGGACGAUGCGCCUCUGACGAUGGAAGAGGGAUGGCUGCGAACUUUCAAUGGCACUCCAGGGCUGCGUGAAUUGCGGGUUGAAUAUGAGACGCGGGUUCCGAAGAAAGCCGAAAUGAUGCGGAUUGUGGAAAGGAACAAGAAGUGGAAGCUGCCGGUGCGGCGCGCAGGAGGUGAACUAAACGAUUGGGAGGGCUACUUGAGUGCCGAAACUACCAAGCUGAAAGAGUGGACAUGGAAGGGAACUAGCAAAUUGGGUGGACGGGAAUGGGGGCACCUUGCCAAGAGCGACACCGUCGAGUACGUAGUCGUCACGGACACAUGGAUUUUUGUCGAACAGUCGGUCACCCCAGAAGAUUUGGGCAGGGAAGCCACCAGUUCUCAGUAUCGAGAACUCGGUGAGGAUGAACAAGACGACCUGCACUAUGUAUAUGGAGACUACGAUGACUUUGAUGGCUUCGGGGUUAAUGUUGAUUAUGACGGAACGGAUGAAGAGGACGAGGAAGGGACGAGCGAGUACGAAGAUGAGGACGCUGAAGGAGAUGACAGCGAACCAGAAAAUUUGGACGGGUCACCAGCAAGAGAGAGAGCUUCGGAGGGUUGAUGGACAGGCAAUUUGACUCGAGCUAUCAC